GAGGUCAGGGGAAGGUCGGGAAAAUGUUAUAAGCUAAAAUAAAAGCAAAGAAACAAGACAAGGGGCCUCGGGUGUGACAAGAACCUCGAACCACGAGGGUGUUUUUUUUUAUAAAAAAGAAUCAGUCGGUGCAGGUGCUUCAAACGUAGCGGGUUUUCAAAACAGAAUUUUAAAAAAACAAAAUAAUGGAUGACGAACCACCGGCAUGGGAUAUAGGAGGAGACGACGAAGCACCAGCUUGGGAUGCUGGUGCAGGAGAUGCUGCAACUGGUGGAGAUACAGCUGCAGCAGCUGAUGCACCUGUAAUAGUAAUACCCUCUGGACCCAGAGAAAAAUGUGAUCCCCCCCAUUAUACUCUUCAUUGGGUUCGACCCCUAUUUCUCAAUUACCGCUAUCUCUAUGACUACAGACAAAAUUAUUAUAACGACGUAAUCGACUGGAUGAAUAAACGAAAUAAGGGAAUUUAUCGUGAGGAGCCACGAGCUCAGGAAUGGGCGGAGAGAGCAAUAAGAAUGUAUCAUUUGAAUAAUAAGAAUCCAAGUGUAAAACGAUCAGCGGAUAUGCGUGAAAUAACUCAGAUGAGACAUACCAUCAGACACUACAGUUAUCAUACUCGAGCAUAUUACAGCCUCAAGUACAUGAAGAUUCUUUGAGAAAAAAGUCUUCAACAAUGUCUUAUCGCCGCAAUAGCGAAGAAAAUGCAACAAAAAUAAAUGGAAAUUAAAAUAAAUUUUAUAAAACAAUUUUAGACCAAUAUUAAUCAUUAUAAAAAUAAUAUAUAAUAAAAUUAAUACUUAUAUAUCGAAUGUUUAAAUAUUUUAAUAUUAAUUAAUAUCUAAAUUAAAAUAAUAUUACAAGGCGAUAAUUUAUUAAAUUUAAUAUAUUUAAAUAAUUUAAUAAGUAAAUUAUUUAAAUAUUUUGAAUUUCUAAUUAGAAACAAAAUUAUAAAUUUAAAUUAUUUAUUUCAAUAAUUCUGAAAAAAAAAUUUAUUUUUUUUGUAACUGAAAAUAUUUUGAUUUUGAAAUUAUUAGAAACAAACUAAUUGGAUUAGGUUAAAAAUGUUGCACCUGCUUCAACUUAGAGAAUGAUAUUUUUUGUUAAAAUGGCAAAUGCAUCGACGUUAAAUCAUCGAGCGGCGAUUUGUCGAUAUUCGUUAUUAUUUAAAAUUUUAUUUCUGUUAUGUACACAGUAAAUAUAAAAUAGUGAAAUUACAAUAAUUAUUAAUUUGAUUAUCAGAAAAAUUUCACUGAUUUGAAUUUAAAGUGUAUAAAAUUAAUAAUUUUAUUAUUAUUAUUGAAUAUUUAUUUCUCUUCAUAAAAAAUUGUGAACGAUAGUUUCAAAUCAAUAUUAUUAUUAUUGUUAUCAGUUUAUUAUUAUACAAAACUUAAGACAAUUUUAUAAGAACAGUCUCUAAAUUCGAGCAUUUUAAUACAUCAAUUACUUUAUUAUUUGGAUUUAGAUUUGCAUUUAAGAACAAGGGAUUUAAAACGUGAUUUCGAAAAUAUAUUUUCGUAAUAAAAUUGAACUUUGCAUAAGAAAUUUUUUUGAAAAAAUUCAAUUUAUUAUACGAAACUCCCAUGAAUCCUCUUAAGUUUUAGCAAUACGAUCCAAAAUAUUGUUUAUGAGAAAUAGCGGGACUGUUCUUGCAAAAUAACGAGGUUCAUUUUUUUUUCUUUUUCUUGACAAAUUUUAAUAUUAAUCAAACAAUUUGUUUAAAAAUUAAUUUUGAAAAAUUUUUAUAAAAAAAAGAAGAUAAAAAAUAACUUAAAUAAGACUUCAAUAAGAUGAAAAUCAAACAAAUUAUAAAAAUUUUUCAAAAUUAUCUUUAAUAAAAAGACAACUCUUUAAUGUAAAAGAAUAAAAAAUUUUGAAAGCUA
Molecule: messenger RNA, 1877 nt
Organism: Leptopilina boulardi
Lineage: Eukaryota; Metazoa; Arthropoda; Insecta; Hymenoptera; Figitidae
Gene: fln
Product: flightin
Exons: 3
Coding region: 186-653 (155 amino acids)
Source: RefSeq, a predicted model, not a curated record